This is a messenger RNA of Planococcus citri (citrus mealybug), 5823 nucleotides long. Its product is annotated as arginine-glutamic acid dipeptide repeats protein-like. Lineage: Eukaryota; Metazoa; Arthropoda; Insecta; Hemiptera; Pseudococcidae. The transcript is spliced from 23 exons. Gene Ontology annotation, cellular component: nucleus. The record is from RefSeq and is a predicted model, not a curated record. Gene Ontology annotation, molecular function: sequence-specific DNA binding; transcription corepressor activity. Gene Ontology annotation, biological process: regulation of DNA-templated transcription. Bases 213 to 5048 code for a protein of 1611 amino acids.
GAAAAAGAAAAACACCAAGAUGGACGAUCAAGUUUUUGUUAUUGUUGUUUACGAAUAAUGAAAAGUUUGUAAAGUUGAAAGUUUUAUCAAUUUUAUCGAUGAAAAUAAUAAUUCUAUAUUGUACUUUGAUGUGAAUUAUUGAAAAAUUUUGGCGUUCGACAAAUGUGCGGAUCAUUCCCCGAUCAAUGUGAUGCAUCACCCGAGCAGAUAGGAUGGGUUCUACUCAAGGAGAAAUACGUAUUGGACCAUCUCAUCAGGCUAAAUUACCGAUUAAUCGUUUGAACGGAGCAGAUUCGAAUCCUGAUCCCGAAUUUAGUAAAGAAAGAGAGGAUAUAAGAUGGAUCCCCUGCAUGGCCUUAGACGGCGAUCUCGUCAUGUAUUUGAGAGCUGCAAGAUCAAUGGCUGCAUUUGCCGGUAUGUGUGAUGGUGGCUCUGCCGAAGACAGUUGUAUUGCGGCUUCGCGAGAUGGUACUACAAUCAAUGCCAUGGAUGUGCUACAUGAUUCAGGUUACGAGCCUGGUAAAGCCCUACAAACAUUGGUGAAAUGCCCUGUUCCUAAAAGUAUUGAGAAAAAAUGGACUGAAGAAGAAACUAAACGUUUUGUCAAAGGAUUACGACAAUUUGGAAAAAAUUUCUUCCGAAUUAAAAAAGAUUUACUCCCUCAUAAAGAUACGCCCGAAUUGGUAGAAUUUUAUUAUUUAUGGAAAAAGACACCUGGUGCCAAUAAUAAUCGACCACACAGACGUCGACGACAAGGAUCAGUACGACGGAAUCGAAAUACUCGUAAUACCAGAGCAGGCACUCCGAAGGAAGAAGUUUCGAGUAAUAGCUCGAGGCCAUCUCCAAGUUCCAAAGAUCAAGGUGAGGCCAGUUCGGGAAGUGAGGACGACAAUGAUAAUUCCUACGAUGAUUCGGAUUCCCGAGAAAACGGUGGUUACCGUUGUCAACAUUGCUUUACAACAAGUUCUCGAGAUUGGCUACAUGCUCCUAGUGGUCCAAAACAAGGCGCAUUGCUGUGCUACAACUGCCGUACUUAUUAUAAACAAUAUGGCGAAUUACCAGUGACCAAUCGAAGUGAGACGUAUUUAUUCCAACCUGUGCAAAAUGAAUCCCCCGAAGGUUCACCUGGCCGAAUGAGGACGAGGAAUAAGACCAAAGAAACGCCUACCAAAGAGAAAUCCACCAAAGCCAAACGAAGUGAAACCACUACGCCAGAGCCUGAAAGUGAUAAGAAAUUCACUAAUUCGACCGCUGAUUGUAAAUCACCCAGCAAUGUCAAUUCGCCUAGCGAUAAAUCAAAGAAAAAGAGCAAACCCGAACAAAGUUCUAGCCGUAAACGAACCAACAUCAUGCAAUCAGACAGUGCUCCGAAACGUAAACGCAGUGCCGAAAGCGGUUCCGGCGGCGAAUCAGAUAACGAGUCUUUGCCCGACGAAGCUGACUCAAACAGCCCCGCUCAAAAUGCCGAAGAAAAACCAAAGUCCGAAACUCCAAUUGCGCCUCCAUUGUUACCAAUUGCCGAAUUAUCCAGGCAAGACGAAACCGAUACCAAAAUCAAUAUCCCCCCUCCAGCUGCUGUCUGUCCUGCUGUAUCGUCACCCGACGCUAAAGAUACCACUCUUUCUGAUAAAUCUGGUAUCGGCGAGGACAGCUCCGAUGCGAAGAAUUCGACUACUGCAGAAUCCAAAGACAAAGAAUAUUCUGCCAGAGUGGAAAACGUACCAACAACGUCGAGCAAACCGUUCACCGAAUACGACAGUUCGUCUAAUUCGGCGAUUAAAAACGAAGAAGGUGUUUUUAAUUCUCCUUCGCCUGACAAAGAUGAAAUCUUACCCCCUGUACUAACUCCCGAAGAAAGCUACGUACCCAAAGAUGAAAUGCCUACUUUACACGCCAGCACAAAUCUGCCCGAUUCGAUGACCACGACUUCGUCGUAUUCGAACGAAAUGAAUAUCAAGUAUCCGGGUGGUUACCUUUCUCAAAUGGAAGUAGCCGUAGAUGCGAUUAAAAUGGAACCGGGACUGCAGUCCGGUGAUGAAAACAGUACCUUGGAACCUGCGAAUAAACCAAAUAUAACCGAAUCGUCGGCACUUUGUCUCGAAUCGCCGACGUCGUUCAGCCGGCACCCUGCCGCCUCGUCUGCGUCUCCAGUACCGUAUUCUCACAUUCCUCCCGAGUCGCCGAGACAAUCAAUGGAUCAAAAUCUAGAUAAAUCUUCUUCGCAAUCAGUGCUGUUACCAACAUAUAUUUAUAAUGAAAACGAAAGAGGCGACAAAACGUUGAAUCCUGCAGCUGUAUCGGUCGGAUCUUUGAAUUUGUCUCAACAUCAUUCCGCCUAUAAUCCGUACUAUCAUUUUCCACCGCAUCCCCAUGCUGAUAAAAUGGAGCCGUCUCCUUAUCUAGGUCCUAGUGCUUUGCAAAUGGAACCUCAAGAUUUGAAGAUAAAACAAGAGAUCAUACCACCCGAUCAACAACCUCCAUCCGUUGAUCCUCUGCAGUCAUUGAAAGAAGUCAAAGUACCUGGUUACUCGAAUACAUCCAUCUCCCAACCGCUUCUACCGACCACUACGAGCUCCGCUAUUUCGUUGAACGCGGUGGAAUCAUCGCAGCAUCCAGUGAGCACCAGAUCGGAUUCAAAUUCGCCGUACAUGUCCAACGUACCCAGCGAAGAUAUCAAAAAGGAAUCCGAAUCAUUCAACUCGGCCAGAGUAUCGACGCCUUUGAAAUCUCCGAGUUUGAAUUUAUCGAAAUUAUCCAACGAUAUUCCUCGUAACCUGUCUCCAAAAUUAUCGCAUACGCCGCCCUAUCAAUCGGCUCCGUUAACUACGCAGACAUCGACUCGUACACCUUCGUCGUCUCCAAUCAGUACUUCAACGGCUGGUCCUCUGGUGGCUCACGCAUCUCAACAAUCCUCUCCGUUGAAUCGUUCCUCGCCUGCUCAUCUGGCUCAUCCACAUGCCUAUAUGCCGCCCAUGCAUCCGCAUCAACAUUAUCUUCUGGCUGCGGCUGCGGCUCAUGCCGCAUCUGUACAUCCUUCUUAUUCGCAUCAUCCGUAUCCUUAUCCAUAUCCUUUUGCCUACAGUCCGUACCCAAUACCUCAGCCUAUUCCUCCUCCUAGACAGCUCGAGAACCAGAAACGCGAGAUCGAAGGACCUACUACAAUGAUGACCGCGCAUCAUUCGUCAUCUUCAUCUUCGUCCGUUACUACACGAUCGUUACGAGACGAAGAAUCGAAUGUGCAUUCGCAAGAGGUAACCCAAACUCAUCAUCAUUCUUCGUCGCAUCACGCUUCCAUUCAUCAUCAUAACGAAAAACAAACUAUCUCGCAUUCGACUAGUUCGAGUAGCUCGGCAUCGGUGCAGCAUAAAGUGAAAAGAAGUUCUAGUCCUCAGCAUUCAUCUUCUAGCUGUCACGUUUCGGCAACUUUAUCGCAGUCUACUUCAUCCUCAGUGUCUACUAAUCAUGGUCCAAAUACCCACCAUAGUCAUCACCACCAGCAUACUCAUCAUCAUCAAUCGUCAUCUGGUGAACGUUUAUCGCCUCUGAUGAAUAUGCCGAUGCAAUUAGGACCAGGGGCUGUUAUGCCACCGACUCAUCAUUCAGCCCUUUCAUUGUCUGGAUUACCGCCACCGCCAACUGGUUCCCUAGAAGCUCUGAGAGCUCAUGCUCAUACAGCUGCCAAUAUGCAUUCACCGUUGCAGUUACAACCUUCGCCUCACAGACCUCCGGAUGAAGACGAUAUACCGAGCCCGACAAAUCAUAUACCAAAAGGACCAUCACCGGAGCCAAAAAUUGAAGAUAGCGAAUGCCAUCGUAGUCAAAGUGCAAUAUUUUUACGUCAUUGGAAUCGAGGCGAUUACAAUUCCUGCGCUCGUACAGAUCUCACAUUCAAACCAGUACCUGAUUCGAAAUUAGCACGUAAACGAGAAGAACGCAUUCGAAAGCAAGCGGAAAAAGAACGAGAAGAAAGGGAGAAAAAUCAAGCUAGAAAAAUUACCACUCCUGAUAAACCGGAAACCGUCAAACCUCCUUCUCGUGGACCCAUCGAAACAAUCACCUCACCUUACGAUCGUUUCGCUCGUAGUUCCCCGUACGGUGAUACGCCAGCGUUAAGACAGUUGAGCGAAUACGCAAGACCGCAUACGGGUUUCUCACCUGUAGCUUUACAACGUUCGGCUGCCUCUCUUGGGCUACCACCUCAUUGUAUAGAUCCUAUAUUACAAUAUCAGCUCAAUAUGUACGGACCCACGCCACGAGAUAGAAUCGAACUGGAGCAAAUGGAACGUGAAAAACAGCUACGUGAACGCGAAAUCAGAGAAAUGAAAGAUAAAGAACUGAGUGAUCGGAUUAGAGAUGAGAUGAUACGAUCAGCCGGGUCUAGGAUUCCUAAUCCUAUGGAUCCUCAUUGGAUGGAUAUAUCAAGAAGAUUCACCGGAUUAACUCCCGGAGGUCCGGCUUUACAUCCAUUUGGACUCUACGCUGCCGGACAACCUGCCAGUUUGUCAGCAAUGGACAGAGAACGGCUUGAAAGAUUAGGUAUUAUGACUUAUGGGAAUGCUGGUGGUUUGGGGCCACCGUCGGUUGCGCAAUUAGAAGCAGCGGAACGUUUGGCUUUGGCCACGGAUCCUAUGGUGCGUCUGCAGAUGGCCGGUAUAUCGCCGGAGUAUCACGCUCACACGCACGCCCAUACCCAUUUACAUUUGCAUCCAGGACAGCAGUCUCAAGCUUCUCAGCAGUCAACUACUACCGAUAGUCCUGCGUUUUCUUUAGCAGGAUCAGCUGCCGGACCCUAUUCCAGGCCUGGUUUAAUUCCUAGAGAAGCUUCUAUGGCCAUGCAUCAUCCCUCAGAAUUAUUAUCUCGUCCAUACGCCGAUCAAUUGAUGCAUUCGGCGGCUGCGGCUCAAGAACAUUUACAAAGACAAAUGAUCAUGGAACGUGAACGAUACGCGCAUCCUGCAGCAGCGUUGAUUCAACAACAACAAGAGGACUAUUUAAGGCAACAGAAAAUUCGCACAUUAGAAGAAGCAGCCAGAGCAUCUCGGCCUUGAUAAAAUACCUCGCUGUGAUGUGUGAACUUGAAAUUCUGCGAUAAAAAAACUGGCAGUGUUCAAUUCGUCAACGCUUUCCUGGACUUCUGUUCGAAUAUGUCGACUGUGUCCUCACGUACAAGGUACAAGGUACAAGGUAUAAGCACGAAGGGAAAAUUGACGAAGACUGGUUGUUAGGGAUAAUAAUUGUUCGUGGUUUCAUAUGUAUAAUUUUUUAUAAAGAAAAUUCUGUACAUAAAUAUUUUAAGACUGGUGGAAAAGUGAUCGUUGCGAAUAUUUUUCCAAAAAUGUAUAAAUUACAAGAAAAGAUGCCUUCGAAUAGGGCAUGAGCACUUUUAAAUUUUUUAAGAUUUACUUCGCACUUGUAUAAAAUUUUAUUACUGCCUUUUUAAAUUUAUCUCGCGAGUUCGAGAUUUAGAGUUAUGGAAAUUACCUACUCGUAUUAUGGUUGCUGCAAGAAGCUGUAGGUUUGAAUGGUUUGAUAGGAUUUUUUUUUUGGUUUUGGAACAUGAACGAAGUUGUGAGAAUUUUUUUCUUUUCAGAUUUUACUUUUUUUUAUUCGUUUCCACCGUUAUAUUUCAUCAUUGAAUCACGAGUUGUACGCUCACUCAUGUCAUUUUUAAUUGUAUUUUUAAGAAAAGGCUUAUGAUUAUAGCGAGGAGUUUGUGUAUUUUACUAUAGAAUAUUUUUCUUUCGAAGAAAAAUCGCGUAUUUUUAUAAAAGUAGAAACUUUGUACAAUAAUGUAGAUAAAUUAAAUAUGUACUUUAGAAAGUA